CGUAGAAUUUGCAGCCUGGAUGCCAUAGAAGACGAAAUGAACACUCUUAAGAAAAUCCUCCUUGAAAAUGGCUAUCCAGAAAGAUUUAUCACAAAAUCAAUGAAACCCAGACCAGAGAAGCCGCCAACACCCAGUGCUCCAAAAAGACUCCUCUACAUGAACCUACAGUUCAAUGGAGACCAAUCUACAGAAAUACUGAGAAAUCGGCUCUCCCGCUCAUUGAAGAAAACCUUCCCUGCAGCUGAGUUACGACUGACGUUCUCCACGAGACCAAUGAUUCGUAUGAACGUGAAGGAUAAGCUACCGCUGUUGGCCUCAUCUAUGUGCAUCUACCAAUUCACCUGCUCGUGUGGAGCCAGGUAUAUCGGCCGUACUCAGCGUUCGCUAUCCAAACGCGUCAACGAACAUUUACCUUCAUGGUUUUAUAAAGGAGAAAACCGAUGCCCUCGCAGCUCGAUCCUUGAACAUUUGAUCGACUCUGGACACCAAGUCAAACCAGAAACAAACUUCAAAGUUAUCUACAGAAUACAAGGCAAUCUUGCUAAAAGUGUACGGAUCAAACUUCUCCACAUCGCAGAAGCAAUGGCAAUUCAUCUGCUAAAUCCUGAACUCUGCAUACAAAAGAAAUUCGUUCAUUCAUUAAAUCUACAAUGGACGUAAUCUUUCUUAAUUUCAGUCUUACUAAUUGUAUUAUUUUGUCUUUUUCAUUUUAUUUUAUCAUUUUAUUAUUUCACAUCUUCAUUUAUAUUAUUCUCUAC
Trichobilharzia regenti is the source of this 758-nucleotide messenger RNA. The record is from the annotation of a GenBank genome assembly. Lineage: Eukaryota; Metazoa; Platyhelminthes; Trematoda; Strigeidida; Schistosomatidae.